This is a messenger RNA of Abrus precatorius (Indian licorice), 5405 nucleotides long. Its product is annotated as serine/threonine-protein phosphatase BSL3. Gene Ontology annotation, molecular function: protein binding; phosphoprotein phosphatase activity. The transcript has 21 exons. The record is from RefSeq and is a predicted model, not a curated record. Gene Ontology annotation, biological process: brassinosteroid mediated signaling pathway. NCBI's taxonomy places the organism in Eukaryota, Viridiplantae, Streptophyta, Magnoliopsida, Fabales, Fabaceae. The coding region runs from base 706 to 3708 and encodes 1000 amino acids.
CUUGCACAAGGCAAACUUUCCUUAGAACUAGGAGCCGGUGAACACCGUUAAUAGUUAAGCAAAUCCCCGGUUGUCCCGGUCACUCCUUUUCCGUUCUCCGCUCUGGCGCCGCCCCCAGUUUCAUCCGUACACACACCCUUACCGGCACAUUCCGGUCGCUGGCUGCACCCUUCUCUUCUUUCUUCUGUACAAACAAGAAAAUACUGAAUAAUUGAAUAUCAAUAAAUACAUACCCUAUUAUUUUUAAAAAAAAUAUAGAAAGGCAGAAAAAAAAGUAGCGAGAGAAAGAUACGACCCCUUUGUCUGAGAGAAAGUAAUUGGGUUUUGUUUUUUUUAAUAUUUUUUUUUAAUUUUAUUUUUGUGCUUCGGGUUUGCGAUUGUGUGUGAGAUUGUCUCCUCCGUUUCGUUUCGUUUCGUUCACCGCUUCUUUCAUUUCUCUGAGUUUGGCACAGAAGAGAGGGAAGGAUUCGGAGGACGAGAGAAAAAGAGAAAGGAAAAACCUAAUUGAAUUUCUCUGUUUUCGGAAAAUUUACGUGGGUUUUAUUUUGUUCAUUUGAAUUGAAGAGUGGAAGAUCUGAGUUAGGGUUUUCAUUGGCGCGGCGUUUGGAAUUUCUUGAACUGAAUCGAAAUGUUGGUUCGGGAUGCGAUUUCGCGGGAAUUCUAGCUCCGAUCUUGGCGGAAUUGCUUGAAUCUUAGGGUUGAAGAAUGGACGUUGAUUCGUCGAUGGUGCCGGAGGCCGAUCAAGAUCCGGCGGUGCAGAACCAUGCCGAGAGAGAGCAGCUAGGGGAGUCGCCGUCGUCGUCGCCGUCGAGCGGCGGAACUCCGGAACAGUCGCCGGUGCAACAGCAGGCGGCGGGGGGUGCUCAGGUGCAGCACAGUCCGGUGGUUGGUCCGAGGCUCGCGCCGACUUACUCAGUGGUGAAUGCGAUUUUGGAGAAGAAGGAGGAUGGACCAGGGCCGCGGUGCGGCCACACGUUGACGGCGGUUGCGGCGGUUGGAGAGGAGGGAACGCCUGGAUACAUUGGUCCGAGGUUGAUUUUGUUUGGCGGUGCCACUGCGCUCGAGGGGAAUCCGGCGGCUUCAGGGACUCCUUCAUCAGCUGGAAGCGCUGGCAUACGUUUAGCUGGUGCCACUGCUGAUGUCCACUGUUAUGAUGUUUUGACUAAUAAAUGGUCUAGGAUAACUCCCAUUGGAGAGCCUCCAACCCCAAGGGCUGCGCAUGUGGCAACUGCUGUUGGAACAAUGGUAGUUAUUCAGGGUGGGAUUGGUCCUGCUGGUUUGUCUGCAGAAGACCUCCAUGUUCUUGAUCUCACUCAGCAACGGCCGCGAUGGCAUAGAGUUGGUGUUCCAGGCCCUGGACCAGGGCCACGCUAUGGACAUGUUAUGGCUUUGGUGGGGCAGAGGUAUCUCAUGGCAAUUGGAGGCAAUGAUGGAAAGAGACCUUUGGCUGAUGUAUGGGCCUUGGACACAGCUGCCAAGCCUUAUGAAUGGCGCAAGUUGGAGCCAGAAGGAGAGGGUCCUCCUCCAUGCAUGUAUGCAACUGCCAGUGCACGAUCAGAUGGGCUUCUUCUGCUUUGUGGAGGGAGGGACGCCAAUAGUGUUCCAUUGGCAAGUGCAUAUGGACUUGCUAAGCAUAGAGAUGGUCGUUGGGAAUGGGCAAUUGCCCCUGGUGUCUCACCAUCUCCAAGAUAUCAGCAUGCAGCGGUGUUUGUUAAUGCGAGGCUCCAUGUGUCUGGCGGGGCACUUGGAGGAGGACGAAUGGUUGAAGAUUCCUCAAGUGUUGCAGUGUUGGACACUGCUGCUGGUGUUUGGUGUGAUACAAAAUCUGUUGUUACCAGUCCAAGAACAGGUAGAUAUAGUGCUGAUGCAGCUGGUGGAGAUGCUUCAGUUGAAUUGACACGUCGUUGUAGGCAUGCUGCUGCUGCUGUUGGUGACUUGAUUUUUAUUUAUGGUGGUUUACGUGGUGGAGUCUUGCUGGAUGACUUACUUGUUGCUGAAGAUCUUGCGGCUGCUGAAACAACAAAUGCUGCUUCACAUGCUGCUGCUGCUGCAGCAGCAUCUAAUGUACAAGUGAUACGACUACCUGGACGAUAUGGGUUUGUUGAUGAUAGGAUAAGGCAAAACAUGCCUGAAGCAGCUGCUGAUGGUGCAGUUGUUUUGGGAAAUCCAGUUGCCCCCCCUAUGAAUGGUGACAUAUAUACUGAUAUCAGCACUGAAAAUGCUGUGCUUCAAGGGUCCAGGCGAACUAGCAAAGGAGUUGAGUAUCUAGUUGAAGCAUCUGCUGCAGAAGCUGAAGCUAUCAGUGCAACACUGGCUGCUGCCAAGGCACGACAAGUGAAUGGAGAAGUUGAAUUGCCUGACCGAGAUCGUGGGGCUGAGGCAACCCCUAGUGGGAAACAAAUAUCUUCCUUGAUUAAGCCAGAUUCUGUGGGGUCAAAUAGUAUUCCUCCUGGUGGAGUGAGGCUGCAUCACAGAGCUGUGGUUGUUGCUGCAGAGACUGGUGGGGCAUUAGGUGGCAUGGUUAGACAGCUUUCAAUUGACCAGUUUGAAAAUGAAGGCAGGCGGGUCAGUUAUGGGACUCCGGAAAGUGCAACAGCUGCUAGAAAAUUAUUAGAUCGGCAGAUGUCUAUCAAUAGUGUCCCAAAAAAGGUUAUAGCUCACCUCUUAAAGCCUCGUGGUUGGAAACCACCAGUGCGUCGACAGUUUUUCUUGGAGUGCAGUGAAAUAGCAGAUCUUUGUGAUAGUGCAGAGCGUAUAUUUUCAAGUGAACCAAGUGUAUUACAGCUCAAGGCACCAAUUAAAAUAUUUGGUGAUUUGCAUGGGCAGUUUGGGGAUCUCAUGCGCCUCUUUGAUGAGUAUGGUGCACCAUCAACUGCUGGUGACAUAGCAUACAUCGAUUAUCUAUUCCUAGGAGAUUAUGUUGAUAGGGGCCAACACAGCCUGGAAACUAUAAGCCUUCUGCUUGCUCUUAAGGUUGAGUAUCCAAACAAUGUACAUUUAAUACGUGGAAACCAUGAAGCUGCAGAUAUUAAUGCCCUUUUUGGCUUCCGAAUCGAGUGCAUCGAGCGGAUGGGUGAACGAGAUGGAAUUUGGGCAUGGCACCGGAUAAAUCGCCUGUUUAAUUGGCUUCCUCUAGCUGCACUAAUUGAGAAAAAAAUCAUUUGCAUGCAUGGGGGUAUUGGUCGUUCAAUAAAUCAUGUGGAACAAAUUGAGAAUAUUCAGCGUCCAAUUACAAUGGAAGCAGGAUCAAUUGUGCUUAUGGAUCUAUUGUGGUCUGAUCCUACAGAGAACGAUAGUGUAGAAGGGCUGCGGCCAAAUGCCAGGGGUCCAGGAUUAGUUACUUUUGGGCCUGAUCGUGUCAUGGAAUUUUGCAACAACAAUGAUCUUCAGCUGAUUGUUCGUGCACAUGAAUGUGUGAUGGAUGGCUUUGAGCGUUUUGCACAGGGACAUUUGAUCACACUUUUCUCUGCUACAAAUUACUGUGGUACUGCAAAUAAUGCCGGGGCGAUAUUAGUUUUGGGUAGAGAUCUUGUUGUGGUUCCUAAACUGAUUCAUCCGUUGCCGCCUGCCAUUUCUUCACCAGAAACCUCUCCGGAACGUCAUAUUGAGGAUACAUGGAUGCAGGAGUUAAAUGCUAACAGACCACCAACACCAACUAGAGGCCGUCCUCAAGUAGCAAAUGACCGAGGUUCGCUUGCUUGGAUAUAGUGGUCAUUAAGAAUGCCCCUAUUUGUUUAUGCCUUAACGGCUUGUGCUAUCGCUGAAUAUACGGUGUCUCGUAUAUAACAUGCCAUUUAUUGGGUAUUCGAGCUUGUGAUUUAAAUACCCGAAGAAAGCUUGAAGGCUCAAGCUUUUCUUACUAUGGUUCUCACCACUCAAUCAGCUGGCCUGUGGAAGAUGCAAGGUCGGUAGCCACUGCUAGGUUCACUUUGACGAAGGUAGAAGUUGCAGUCUGGGUUCCACCCACCCGUUGUAAAUUGAGCCGUAGGUACAAAAUCAAGGUCGCGGAUGUCUGUGUCAUGGAUUGUCACUGCUGUCUAUUUUUCUCAUUAUUUUUACAUAUUUUUUACUCAUCGUCCCUAGGUUAUUGUUUUUUUUUUUUUUCAAUUUUUAUUUUAAAUCAAGAGGACAAGGAGGGUUUUGCUUUUUUUUUUUUUUUUUUCAUGUGAUGGUGAGAUAUAUAAAUCAGAAAUCUUUCCUGGGGUUCCAUGUAUCAUAGGUGUUGUUUUGCGUAAUUCCCAUCCAUGCUCUGUACAACUAAUUUUGUGUGAAUCAACAUAUUCUGACAGAAAUGUGAAUUUUGAGAAUAGAAUUUUAUAUAUUGCCUUGUGCAUCACAUAACUUGGACCUUUCCAUCCAGUGUAUGGCACUUGCGGGCUAAUGUUUGUUUGGACGAGACAGAGAAAGAUAACGACACUUUUUAUUUGACUGGAGAAAUUGAUUUUUUUUUUAAAUCUAUAAUUCAAAAUCUUCUCUAUAUUUUCUUUUCGUUGAACCAAACGUAGGAUUAGUGUGAUUUCAGACCACAAAUACCAAUUCAUGCAUAGGUUGAGUGAAUUUGAUUUCUUUUACCUUUUUGAAAGAUAAAAUAUAAAUGUAAGUGCUAACUUAAAUUACGGUUAAAAUCUUAUUGACUUCAUAAUGUUAGUUAUCUGUGCAUUUACAUUUUAUCAUAAUAUUAGUUACUUUUAAUUAACAAUCAUAAAUAUAUCUUAUUCUCUAAAAUACAUUUCAUUUUAGAAUAACAAAUUCCGUUUGAGUUGCCGCACAUAAUAGUUGAAGUGAAGCAAAAAAAAUCACUUUUCUUGAAACCAUGAUAAAUUAUCCCUUGGUCAAGUUAAGCACAUGAAAUUCAGCUGAAAGUUAAAGUUUUAUUUAAAAAUAUGAAAUUUUGACUAGUUUAUAACUUGAUUAUUAUUUUUUAUUAAAUUUCUUAAAAUAUGUAUAUUUUAUUGUAUUAAAUAAAUGUUUUUAUGCUAGAAAAUGAAGCGAGGAGAGUAAAAGUAAAAGAAGAUCUUACAUAAUAAUUACAAUAUAUUAUUGAAGUUUCUUUUAAUCUAAAGUUAACAUUUUUUUUGUUAUAAUAUUAUAUAAACACAAGUUGUUUAGUAAAAAUAAAUAAACCUACACUGUCUGCUGAUGAAGGGCAAACCAGGACGGUUGCAAAUAUGAGGGGCCAAUUAAAGUGUUCGAUGAUGAUGUGGCCACCACCAUCGUCUCUGAAGUAGAGGAAUGAGAUUUAACUGGAUUAGAUCAAUAUUAUUAAAUAUAAGCAUAAUGGAAAUCCCCAAAAACCUACGUGUAACCUAACACGUCAUCUGUGGAUAUGUUUAUUAGAGCAGUAAAUACACCAUUUUUAUUUUUUAUUUUUUGGGUUGCUAAAAACAGUAGGUAAUGGUUCGACU